UGUAGCCGAUGUGCGCGCGUUGCGUUGCGUCGCGUCGCCUCGCCUCGCCUCGCCUCGACUCGCGUCUCGUCCCGGGCCGCACACAACCACACGUACCGUCGGCGAUGGCAGACGCCAAUCACUUGUCCGCUUCCGCUUAAUAUGCCCCCUGUUGCGGGGAUAAGGGAGCUCGCGGAGCAGCGUCAAAAUGACCACCGGCGUCAGCCCCGUCUCCCGUCGCUUCGCAGAUUAUUUCGUGAUCUGCGGGCUGGACACCGAAAGCGGGCUGGAACCAGACGAGCUCUCCGCUUUAUGCCAGUAUAUAGAGGCUACUAAAUUCAGAGAUGGGGCCAGAGGAAAUUUGGCAGGGGCAAAUGAAGGUGAGAAUUUUGAGCAGAGUCCCCUACGGCGAACCUUUAAAUCCAAAGUUCUCGCGCAUUACCCAGACAAUGUCGAGUGGAAUCCGUUCGACCAGGAUGCGGUUGGCAUGCUCUGCAUGCCGAAGGGUUUGGCCUUCAGGACGCAGGCGGACUCCCGGGAGCCCGACUUCCACUCGUUUAUCAUUACCAGAGAGGACGGCUCUCGGACGUACGGAUUCGCUCUCACCUUCUUCGAGGAGGUGACGAGUAAGCAGAUCUGCAGCGCCAUGCAGACUCUUUACCACAUGCACAACGCAGAGCAGUACGACAUCUUGCACACGCCCACGUCCCCUCGCGGACAGGAGGAGCCGCGACUCCGUCACCCCCGCGCCCAGCCUCGGCCCGUCCUCCACGCCGCGCCCGCCAUCUCCCGUCUGCAGCGUUUCAACUCGUACGACAUCAGCCGAGACACGCUGUACGUGUCGAAGUGCAUCUGCUUGAUAACGCCCAUGGCCUUCGCCCAGGCCUGCGGCAAGGCGCUGCAGCAGCUUCACCGGGCCGUCACCUCGCCCCAUCCCCCGCCCCUCCCGCUGGAGAGCUACGUCUUCAACAUCCUCUACGAGGUGCCCCUGCCGCCCUCCGGGCGCUCCCUCAAGUUCUCGGGCGUCUACGGCCCCGUGGUGUGCCAGAGGCCGAGCACGUCGGAAUUGCCGCUCUUUGACUUUGCCAUCGGGGAAAUGUUUGACCUGCUGGGGGUGGAGAACGUUCUUCAGUUGUUCACCUGUGCCCUGCUCGAGAUGCAAAUACUGCUCUACUCACGGCAUUACCAGAGGCUGAUGACGGUAGCGGAGAGCAUCACAGCCUUAAUGUUCCCCUACCAGUGGCAGCACGUGUACGUUCCCAUUCUGCCCGCCUCUCUCCUGCACUUCCUCGACGCCCCCGUGCCGUAUCUCAUGGGCCUGCACUCCAACGGGCAGGAUGACCGCACUAAGCUCGAGUUGCCGCAGGAGGCCAACUUGUGUUUCGUGGACAUCGACAACCACUUUAUAGAACUUCCGGAAGAGUUGCCGCAGUUUCCCAACAAACUCGAGUUCAUACAGGAGAUCUCCGAGGUGCUCGUGUCCUUCGGCGUGGCGCCGGAAGGAAACAUCCGCUCGAGCGACUCCCAGCUCAAGCGCGGAGCCCUGCGAUCGCUCGACGCGGUCUCCGACAAGCGCAACGGCAACCUGGCCUCGCCUCUCAACUCCUACCUGCUGAGGGAGAACGUAACUAUCGCCAGACUGCAGGCUCUGGUCAAGAGGACAGGCGUCAGUUUGGAGAAGCUGGAGGUUCGAGAGGACGCCGGCGGCAAUAAGGACGCUCGGUUUCAUUGCGACGAAGAAGAGCUGAAGAUGCACCAGCUCAACAUCCACGUGCGCGAGGUCUUCGCCAACCGCUUCACUCAAAUGUUUGCGGACUACGAGGUGUUUGUCAUCCAGCCGAGCCAAGACAAGGAGUCCUGGUUCACCAAUCGAGACCAGAUGCAGAACUUUGACAAGGCGUCCUUCCUGUCCGACCAGCCGGAGCCCUACCUGCCUUUUCUGUCGCGUUUCCUGGAGACCCAGAUGUUUGCCUCCUUCAUCGACAGCAAGAUCCUCUGCCACGAUGAUGAGGACAAGGAGCACACGCUCAGGGUGUUCGACACCCGCGUCGAUAAGGUCCGCAUGCUGAACGUCCGCACGCCCACCCUGCGCACCUCCAUGUACCAAAAGUGUACAAACAUGGAAGAGGCGGAGAAAGCCAUUGAAAUGAGAGUGAUGAAGAUCGACCACCCGGCCCUGCAUCCUCACCUCCUGGACAUGAAGAUCGGUCAAGGACGUUACGAGCAAGGCUUCUUCCCACGACUGCAGUCCGACGUGCUCUCCUCUGGGCCCGCGAGCAACAAAUGGGCCAAGAGGAGCGCUCCUGCCCAGUGGAGGAGGCGGGACCGCCAGAAGCAGCACGCGGAGCACCUUUAUUUAGAUAACGACCAGAGAGAGCAUGUAGAGUGUUUGUUUCCGGAGCUGCAGCUCUUGCUGUUUCUUGACUACUACUGGCACUUGCAGUCCUUCAGGCCCUGCCUAAAGUCGGUGACUGUGGAUGCGAAAUACAUCCAAGAAGCGCGCAACUUGGGCACCACCAUCAGACAGCCCAAACUGUCCAACCUAUCACCUUCUGUCAUCGCUCAGACCAACUGGAAGUUUGUCGAGGGGUUACUAAAAGAGUGCCGGAUAAAGACCAAACGUAUGCUUGUUGAGAAGAUGGGGCGAGAGGCAGUGGAGUUGGGUCAUGUAGAGGUCAGCAUCACCGGAGUGGAAGAGAACACUUUGAUCGCAAGUCUGUGCGACUUGUUGGAGAGGAUCUGGAGCCACGGGCUGCAGGUGAAACAGGGUAAAUCUGCUCUGUGGUCCCACUUGCUGCAUUACCAGGAGAGCAAAGAAAAGAAAAGUGCAACCCCAGCUGGUUUGGGACCUCCAGGUUUUAUUCAUGACGCCGAAAGACGCAAAUCGGAUGGUGGUGGAUCUGCCCUGCCCCCUCUUAAAGUGUCCCUGAUUCAGGACAUGAGACAUAUUCAAAACAUAAGCGAGAUCAAGACCGACGUGGGCAAGGCCAGAGCUUGGGUGCGCCUCUCCAUGGAGAAGAAGUUGCUCUCCAGGCACCUGAAGCAGCUGCUGUCCGAUCUCGAGCUGACAAAAAAACUUUACAAGCGGUACGCCUUUCUGCGCUGUGACGAUGAGAAAGAGCAGUUUCUCUAUCAUCUCCUGUCAUUCAACGCAGUGGACUACUUCUGCUUCACCAAUGUCUUCACCACCAUCAUGAUCCCCUAUCACGUGCUGGUGGUUCCCAGUAAGAAGCUGGGCGGCUCCAUGUUUACAGCCAACCCUUGGGUGUGCGUGUCCGGCGAACUUGCCGAGACGGGCGUGCUGCAGGUCCCCAGGAACGCUCAAGAGAUCACUUUUGAGUGCCAGAACCUGGGUAAGCUGACCACAGUGCAGAUGGGGCACGACAACGCGGGUCUCUACGCAAAAUGGUUGGUGGAAUGCGUUCUAGUCCGCAAUGAGAUCACAGGGCACACAUACAAGUUUCCGUGCGGCCGGUGGCUGGGCAAGGGCGUGGACGACGGCAGCCUGGAGAGGAUCCUCGUCGGGGAGCUGAUGACGCCCAGCGCGGAGAACGACGAAAGGAUGUGUCGAACGCCGCCGAUGCAGCAGUCGCCGGGGAUGAUGAGGAGAUUUGUGACCAUCUCACCCAAUAGCAAGCCAAAGUUAAACACAGGUCAGAUCCAGGAGGGAGUGGGAGAAGCCAUCAACGGGAUCGUCAAGCACUUCCACAAACCGGAAAAGGAGAGAGGCAGUUUGACUCUUCUCCUCUGCGGGGAGUUUGGCCUCGUCUGGGCUCUGGAGCAGGUUUUCCAGCACGGUUUUAAAUCACCUCGACUCUUUAAAAAUGUCUUCAUCUGGGACUUCUUGGAAAAGGCACAAGUGUACUUCGAAAGCGCAGAGCAGCGGGACGGGAAUCCGGAUGAGAACUGGCAAAGCCGAGUGCGCCACUUCUGCCGCUUCAUGCGCGCCAUCAACAACACGUCGAGAAACAUCGGCAAGGAUGGAAAGUUCCAGAUGCUCAUCUGUCUGGGUGCGAGGGACCAUUUGCUGCAUCACUGGAUUGCACUCCUCGCGGACUGCCCAAUCACGGCGCAGAUGUACGAGGACGCCGCGCUGAUCAAGGACCGCUCGCUGGUCAACUCUCUGAUCCGAGUCCUUCAGACGCUGCAGGAGUUCAACAUCACCCUGGAGUCAUCGCUCGUGAAAGGUGUCGGCAUUUAAAGCAAUUGUACCAAUUCGGUGAAGCUUUUAUAUGCAGGAACAGACUCUAAAAAGACAACAUAUUUUGGCUUAUGUUAAAGAAACUGUUACAUUUGCCAUAUCUUGUAUGAUGUGCAAUGAGCCUUUUCAAAUCGGUUGUUGUAUCCCACGAUGAUGUGGUGUGUUUUCUAUUAUGAACCAUGGUUUUCCACAUUAUCGGCCAAUGACCUUGUGCUACAAUGUCGUCUCAAAAUAUUCAAUCGAUAUACUGAUAUUGUCAUUGUUGGAGCGAACUGCUGACUAUGGCUGCAUUUAAGGGGAUGUGGGGUUGAAAGCUGUUCAUAUAUUUUAUCCGAGAAAAACAGUAUUAUUUUGUAAAAUCAGUCAGGUUGCUUGCUCUGUGGUCAACGCUGAUUCCAUUGUCAUUAUGCAGAGCUUAAAGCAAAUGUUAGAGGUAUGCUUUAUAAGUAUGUGUAUGACAGGGAUGGAGUUGAACUGUGGAACCUUCAAAAGAAGAAAAAGGCCAUUUCCACGGCAGCCUUUUCUUGGGAAAUGUAUGCGGUUGUUUUUUUUAUGUGAAAUACCUUUAUACCUUCAGUGCAGAAAAGAUGCUCCUUCUUGCAUGAAAAUGAGACUCUAUCCCAGGAUGAAAGAUAUAAGAACAACGUCCGGCUUUCUGCGCACUGACGGCCUUUAUGGAAAUGGCUCCCACCGUCAUCCCGACCCGGUCAGCAUCUUGGGAGGGUGAGAGGGGGGGGGGGGAAAUAAAAAAUAAAAAUCCUUCAUUCUCCUCCUGCAGCCAUCCAUAAUGGGAGCAAACAUGUUGCUUUUAUUGCCCUCCACCUUAUUUUGUUGUCAUGGUUUUUAUGCUAUGCAAUUCUCACAGCAGGUAAAUUGCCCCUCCUACAAAGCCAACGACGAGGUCAGCCACCUGAACUUGUAUGUACGGAGUCGAGAUUUGAUCAUUGAAGGACUCCUUUUCUGUGCCAACAGUGUCUGGAAUGAACUCCUCCCUGUAUGACUCGCACAUGAGCAUCUUGGAAAAGAUAUAUUUUUGUUCUAAAAAAGGGGGGGGGGGGGAAGCGGAAAUAGCUGUGCAAUGUAGUGUUUACUAAGUGACUGACCAUGUACAGUGUACAAAUAUAUCAAGAAUAAAAGCAUAUGUAAUGUAAUUUCAGUGAAUUUCAAAAAUAGAACAGUUUGUCAA
Phycodurus eques (leafy seadragon) is the source of this 5366-nucleotide messenger RNA. It is a transcript of the gene dennd5a, whose product is annotated as DENN/MADD domain containing 5A. The coding region runs from base 188 to 4180 and encodes 1330 amino acids. The record is from RefSeq and is a predicted model, not a curated record. Gene Ontology annotation, molecular function: guanyl-nucleotide exchange factor activity; small GTPase binding. Lineage: Eukaryota; Metazoa; Chordata; Actinopteri; Syngnathiformes; Syngnathidae. The transcript has 24 exons.